AGGUAUCUGAUUUGAAUCUGCGUGCUUAAGUAAGGCUUGGUGUCUGACCCUUCUCAAAUCUCAAUUUUGCUCGUCAAUCAUCGGCGGCGUUGACUCCGUCAAUCAGUUUCCGAUUCAAUCUCCGUUUCACUACGCUGUAGAAUGAGUUGUCCACAAGAUCCUCACCGUCCUCAUUUUCCAUUCAAGAAUCCUUUUUCAAUGAUAUUGCCCAAGGGCUCAUCGCACCUGUCCCCAAAGCUCCUUUCUCUGUUGAAUGCUUUUGAGGAAUCAUUGGCUGAGAAGCUCAAAUGUCUCAAGCCUGGAUGCGGGGCACGCGCCUUCAGCCUAUCAUGGAUGAAAGAAGUGAUGGCUUCACUCUCAACAAUACAUACCAGUGUCAGAGCCCUGGUUAAAGAACUUGAACUUCCAGUUUGUGGUUGGGAUGAGAAGUGGAUUGAUGUGUAUAUGGAGAACAGCGUGAGCCUGCUUGAUAUCUGCACUGCUUUCAGCUCUGAGAUCUCCAGGAUUAACCAAAGCAAUCUUUAUCUCCGUUCCACGGUGCAGACCCUAGAAGGUGAGCCAAAGCAGUUUGCAAGAGCACAAUCGUUGUUGGAAGGAUGGAGGUGGCGCUUGGAUUCUGGAAAUCCACGGCUUGAGAACUGCUUUGUGACAUUGGACCGCCUCGUUGAGAGCCUGAAGUUCCCUAAGAAGAAAGAUUCUGGGAAAGAAAGAGUUCUGAUGAGAGCUCUGUAUGGCGUGCGUGUGGUUACCAUUUUCCUCUGCAGUGUAGUGGCUGUUGCCUUCUCGGGCUCUUCAGGAAACAUUAAGAAGGGUUUUGAGGUUCUUGAGGGUUGUUUGUGGGCCGAAGCUUUUGUUGAUCUUCAGAGUUCAGUUAACGAUGAAAUAAGGGACAACGGAGGGGUGACCAGGCUGAAGGAGCUUGAAGCUGUCGACGCGAGUGUGAAGAAGCUAUACCCCAUAGUGGAACCAGGGGUAGACCUUGACGCGGUUGGAGGAGGGUUCUCAUUGCAAAAUGUAACUUCAGAGUUAAGAAAGAAUGCCGAUGUACUUUCGGAAGGACUCGAUCUGUUGGCCAAGGAAGUGGACGGGUUUUUCCAUGUUAUUUUGACGGGGCGAAAUGCGAUGCUUUCGAACAUUAGAGUUGGUAGCAAUAACGUAUCAAAAUCAAUGCAAGACCGAAAAUCAAGUGGAGGGGUAAAUUCUGUGAAUAAUAAAUACUAGCUAACUAUAGGAGCAUAUUCAAGCUUCUUCUUCUUCUUCUUCUUCUUCUUCCUUCUUCUUUUUCUUCUUCUUCUUCUUCUUCACAGAGAGGGGGUGCUUAGCUGUGCGUGUGUGUGUGGGGUAUGAUGUGUUCUGGAUUCAAUGUGUGUGGCGUUUCAACAGUUAAAAUCUUAUUGCCAAAACGUGUAGAGCGAAGCAAUGUUUGUGAUAAAUAGUUGGGGUCUGAUUUGUCUUGCAAUAACAAUAUCACUAACAUUUGUAAACCAUUAUUAUCAUUAAGAACGGGUCCAUAAUUGAUCUCUGAUUUGAUCAACAUUAAUGCUCCUUCUCAAAAAAUGCAAAAGAGAAGAGUAUUCACUAUUCACAGCCUUGUGGUGAAUAAACAAAAGGGAAUUCCAGCUUUAAGUAUUUAGCUUGCUUGCAAAGAAAAAGAAAAAGAAAAAGAUGAGCCCCAUCUCUGAGGGUCCUCUCCUGGCCGGACGGUUGCUGAGAAGAUGUAAAUUUGAUUUUAAUCGCAGAUUGGUGACAAAAAGUACAAUCAAUACUUGUUACUUGUAGAGAUUUUAUGCUUAGCAUAGUUGUCUUUUAAUACAGUUGUUAUGAAUCG
Cuscuta campestris is the source of this 1828-nucleotide messenger RNA. The record is from the annotation of a GenBank genome assembly. NCBI's taxonomy places the organism in Eukaryota, Viridiplantae, Streptophyta, Magnoliopsida, Solanales, Convolvulaceae.